Molecule: messenger RNA, 804 nt
Organism: Heterostelium album PN500
Lineage: Eukaryota; Evosea; Eumycetozoa; Acytosteliales; Acytosteliaceae
Product: phosphatidylserine decarboxylase
Exons: 2
Coding region: 1-804 (267 amino acids)
Biological process (GO): phosphatidylethanolamine biosynthetic process
Cellular component (GO): mitochondrion
Molecular function (GO): phosphatidylserine decarboxylase activity
Source: RefSeq, a predicted model, not a curated record
AUGGCAAACAUUGAAGUACCAGUUAGUUUGAGACCGACCGUCUAUGGAACCUAUGCAUCUUUGUUUGGUGUAAAGGUUGACGAAGCCGAGAAACCACUCAUUGAAUAUCCAUCGUUGGCUGCAUUCUUCUGUCGUAGACUCAAGAAAGACGCCAGAAAGAUUGACGACGCCGCUCCACUUGUCAGUCCGGUCGACGGUAAAGUUAUUUACUACGGUCCAGUGACAGGUGACUCUCUCGAGCAGGUCAAGGGUAUCAAUUACUCGCUCACUCAUUUCCUGGGUGACAAUGAAAUCAAGCAAAUCGAGAACAAGAACUUGUACCACGUCGGAAUCUACUUGUCACCGGGAGACUACCACGGAAUUCACAGUCCUUGCCAAUGGACUAUCAAAGAAAGAAACCACUUCCCUGGCUAUCUAUUCCCCGUUGCCAAGGUGGCGGUCGACAACAUCCCAGGACUGUUUGCACUCAAUGAAAGAGUGGUGUUGGCUGGUCAAUGGCGUCACGGAUUCUUCUCUUUGACACCAGUCGGUGCAUCAAACGUCGGAACCAUUGAAAUGGAUUUCGAUAAAGGAUUAAAAACCAAUAAUCAAAAUGAUAAGUAUGGAAGUCCAGAAAACUACUAUUUCAAAUCAUAUUCUCCACAAAUCAGCCAACAAAAAGGUGAAGAACUUGCAUUCUUUAAGAUGGGAUCUACAGUCAUCUUGAUCUUCGAAGUACCAAAAGAUCAAAAGUUCGAAUUCGAUCUUAAACCAGGUCAAUCUGUCAUUCUUGGUCAAUCUAUUGGUAAAUUAGAAAAGAAAUAA